Scomber scombrus (Atlantic mackerel) is the source of this 3113-nucleotide messenger RNA. It is a transcript of the gene tes, whose product is annotated as testis derived transcript (3 LIM domains). Lineage: Eukaryota; Metazoa; Chordata; Actinopteri; Scombriformes; Scombridae. Gene Ontology annotation, molecular function: zinc ion binding. The record is from RefSeq and is a predicted model, not a curated record. The coding region runs from base 120 to 2057 and encodes 645 amino acids. The transcript is spliced from 7 exons.
CUCCUUUUUUUCUGUCAGUUUUUUCUUUUUUGUUCCUGACAGCCUCGUCGGUGAAGGUCGCUUUCUCUUCGCUUCUUCUUCUGUAACCGACUAAAGUCUACACCGACAGACACUCAAAAAUGGAGAUAGAGAAGGAGGUGAAGAAGAUGACCCUCGGCCAUGAGUUUGGAGCGGGAGCAGCCUGUUUAAAAUGCAAAGACAAGUGUGAAGGCUUUGAACUGCAUUUUUGGAGAAAAAUCUGCCGAAACUGCAAAUGUGGCCUGACGGAGCACAAUGUGCAGAUGAACUCGGAGGAGAACAAGAAGGUGGGAAAGCUGUUUGAAGACACCAAGUACACCGGGCUUAUUGCCAAGCUGAAGACGGAUGGCAUACCAAGCUACCAGGGCAACAUGGUCACCAUCACUCUGCCCAGCUCGUCCAGCUCCUACAUUGUUCCUCCCAGUGCCUCCUCGACUGUGGUGCCACCCUCUGCUGCAGCUGGUUAUGUACAGCCUGCUGGAGCCCCUGCAGGCUCAGCACCCGGCAGUGCUCAGGCUCAGGCUAAGGCUCAGGCUCAAGCUCAAGCUAAGGCUCAGGCUCAGGCUCAGGCUCAGGCAGUACCUGCUGGCGUCGCACCUGCCAAAGCUGGUAGGCUGCCAGUCGCUAUCAGUGCCACAGCAGCCAAUGUGAUGCCAGUCUCCAAAGAUGUGCCAAUGAAGUCAGUCACCUACGAGUGGGCACCACCGGUAGCCAAUAAAUAUCUGGCGGUGCGUUACAUCGAGCUGCUCCCACCAGAGAAGCGACCGGUGGCGGGUUCAGAAGGGGCCGCUUAUCGUCGGCAGCAGAUGGCUCGCCAGCUGCCCGAGCACGACCAGGACCCGUCCAAGUGCCAUGAGCUGACCCCCGCCGAGGUCAAGCAAAUGGAGCAGUUCGUCCGCAAGUACAAGGAUGAGGCCCUUGGGAUCGGAGAUGUCAUGCUGCCUGAAGACAUGGCUCAAAUCCAGGCAGGAGGGCAGGGUGGAGCUGGUGGUGCAGCUGGUGCUGGAGCUGGAGGGGCUAAUGCUGGGCCUGGGUUUAGACCUGGAGCUGGUGGAGUUGCUGGUGCUGGAGCUGGAGUUGGAGGGGCUAAUGCUGGGCCUGGGUUUAGACCUGGGGCUGAUGGAUCUGGAGCUGGUGUUAAUGCUGGGGCUGGGGCUGGAGCUGGAGGGGCUGGGUAUAGACCUGGAGUUGGGGGUGCAGGGGUUGGAGCUGGUUUUGGGCCUGGAGCUGCAGGCACUGGUGUUGGUCCCAUUGGUGGAGCCGGAGCUGGAGCUGGAGCUGGAGCCGGAGCCGGAGCUGGAGCUGGACCUGGAGUUGGAGCUGGAGGUGCUGGAGGUGCUGGAGCAUUCUCAGGACCAGGGACUGGAGCCUCAGCUGGCUUCGGGCCAGCUGGAGGAGACUUGGGUACUACUGCCACUGCUGGAGCCAUGGGGGUCCCAGGAACUUUGCAAGCUGGACUACCACAGAACUUUUCGUGCCAUCACUGCCAGCAGCCGAUGCGUGUUGGCGAGCCGGCCGUGUACGCAGAGCGGGCCGGCUACGACAAGAUGUGGCACCCGGCUUGCUUCGUGUGCUGUAACUGCACUGAGCUGCUGGUGGACAUGAUCUACUUCUGGAAGAAAGGCAAGCUGUACUGUGGACGUCACUACGGAGACAGCGAGAAGCCGCGUUGUGGAGGAUGUGACGAGCUGAUCUUCAGUAACGAGUACACUCAGGCUGAGGGCCAGAACUGGCAUCUGAAGCACUUCUGCUGUUUUGAGUGCGACUGCAUCCUGGCUGGAGAGACGUAUGUCAUGGAGAACGAUAAACCUGUCUGCAAACCCUGCUACAUGACGAACUACGCUGUGAAAUGUACAGUCUGCCAGAAUCCGGUGGAGCCCGAGGCGCAGAGGGUUUCCUACGGUGAUCACCACUGGCACGCCGAGCCGGACUGCUUCAAGUGCUCCGGCUGCACCAAGUGCCUGGUCGGUCAACGCUUCAUGGCAGUGCAGGGCUUCCUUUUCUGCUCCGUGGAGUGCAAGAAGAAAACCAUGACUUAGACGGACCAAAACAUCUCCCUCCGUCUUCUCCACAGCCAGGACGGGUUCAGCUAAAGCUAGAACCAGAGCAGGGAAAACAAACACUGGUGCAGCUGGGCGAGGGAAGAUAUGUUUGAUCGUGGUUGUGUUAACAUAAAAUAGAGUGCCUCUUACCUCUACUAUAGAGACGUACAAGUAACAGUGAGUCUAUUUGCAUUUGGGUGCUCUUUCCUUCCUGAAGACACACACAGUAACGUCUCCACUAUAGGAUGACACCCAAACUUCUAAUAUCUUCUGCCUUAAAAUCAGUUGUCUUCUUUCAACAAGUAGAUUGUUUUUUUUUUUACUUGCACUGUUUUUUCUUACUGAUAAGAUUAUUUCUAUUAUAUGAUGAUGUUUUUUUUUUUUAAACUUUUGAACCUGUGUCUGUUCGAUGGCAUUAGCGCUGUUGUCCCUUAAAGAAGCUACUGUUAAUUUACUGCUUCCUUUAUCCCAAAAAAAACAAAAAACAAAAAAAAACUACUGAUAUUCACUCUCCUCUAUGCAGCAAUAUGAUGAGCAAUAUUAGCAAGGUUUGGGCUUGAUUUGCUUCCAGUGCACUGUUUUUAAGAGGACAUGUCAAAGAAAGCCCUACAUCGAAAUGAAAUAAUUAUGUAGCAGACAAGUUUACUUCCUGAAUGCAACAGAGAAUUGGAGGUAAAUUGUCCUAAAUCUGAUAGCAGUACUGUGUAUCUAUAUAAAAGCAGCAAUCUACUGUAGUUGUUGUAUUGGCUAGCAUCAUCCCAUGAGAUAGAGUAAUAUUAUAAAAGUAUUUUGAAGGAGCAAAAACAAUGUGAAAACCUUACAGUGUACACCACCAGUUACCGAUGUAUGAGGCACACCUGUUACAAGCUAAUGCAAUGCAACUAGACUGCAUUAUCGACAGGUGUCUUAAACAAUGCCCCCCCUCAUUUGAUGGCUGAAUUAUUGCACCAUUGUUGUUAUUGAAUGGCAUCGGCUUGUACCUAAUGAACUGGUAACGCUUUGUUAAUGCAGUUCAAUUAAAUACAACAACACUACAAGCUGUAGAAUUGAUAU